Molecule: messenger RNA, 618 nt
Organism: Diachasmimorpha longicaudata
Lineage: Eukaryota; Metazoa; Arthropoda; Insecta; Hymenoptera; Braconidae
Product: single-pass membrane and coiled-coil domain-containing protein 4
Exons: 2
Coding region: 147-326 (59 amino acids)
Source: RefSeq, a predicted model, not a curated record
AAAGAGACGUACGGAAAUGACAUCAGUACAGUUAUCUACGUGUCGUAGACAUCUACUCGGUCUAUCCUAUUGACAACUGGACGCUUUGUCGGCUUAUUGUGACAGACAUUGAUAGCUAGAGAUCCAAACUUCACUAAAACAUAAGUAUGCGCCAAUUAAAGGGCAAAACGAAAGAGACGAAUAAACAGAAAAAAGAACGAAGGAAAGAGUUUAUUGAGAAUAAACAACGAGUGUUUACUAUUGUUAUACCAACGCUGGCUGCUAUCGUCGUACUAAUCGCUGCAUAUGUCUACAUUAAGACACGUCCCAAAACUCUGGAAUUUUGAAAUGGAGGAAUAGCAAAAUAUUUCAAUUGAUUUAUGUUGCAUGAUCACGAGACGAAAAUAAUAAUUAUAUUUUGUGAGGCUUUUUCAAACGUGAAGUAUUUUAAUAUAAGAAAAUCUAUGUUGCUUUGAAUCUUUAAAUUUAAUAUUGUUGUGAAGUUUCUUAUGAUUGUACUCCAGCACACCAUUUCUGCAAAUGUACGUGGGCAAUUGUUAAUAAUUGUUAAGAGUAUUGUGUGAUGUAGCUGGAAUAGACUGUUUUAUCAAAUAAAUGUAACUAUGUAUGGGACCAAAA